Galendromus occidentalis (western predatory mite) is the source of this 4003-nucleotide messenger RNA. RefSeq names its product protein kinase, cAMP-dependent, regulatory subunit type 1 (gene Pka-R1). Gene Ontology annotation, cellular component: cytosol; cAMP-dependent protein kinase complex. The coding region runs from base 611 to 1738 and encodes 375 amino acids. Gene Ontology annotation, molecular function: cAMP-dependent protein kinase inhibitor activity; cAMP binding; protein kinase A catalytic subunit binding. The record is from RefSeq and is a predicted model, not a curated record. The transcript is spliced from 6 exons. Gene Ontology annotation, biological process: negative regulation of cAMP-dependent protein kinase activity. Lineage: Eukaryota; Metazoa; Arthropoda; Arachnida; Mesostigmata; Phytoseiidae.
UCCAACGAACGUAGACGGUCGCUUGCCUGCCUGCCUUCCUGCCCCAUCGUCUGUUGUUCGUUGUUGGAUAUUCGCGGUGAAGCCCGCGGACCGAUGAAUGACGUUCGUGUGCGUGGACAGCCGGAACAUAACAGGAAAAGUUCCCCGAACCUCUGAAGAAGCUCGGUCUGCUUCGCAAGCGACCAUCGGAUAAGUGGUUCCAUCCUCGGAGCCCGGCUCUCCUCGUUGACCAUCCGAGAGUGGAUCUAGAGACACCGUGAUCCCUAGUGCGUUCGAAUCAUUUGGAACAAGCCGUUGAUCUUUCAUCAGCCGACUGAGUCGAGGGAGCAACCGAUUGACUGUCAAUCUCUUUGAUCGACUAAUCGACAGAUUGACGAACGGACGCGCAGGCUGUCGAUCUCACUAAGUGGAAACAUUGAUACAAAACCAGACAUCGAACGCAGUGCUGCUCCAUAGUUUCGAGAUCAGUGAUAUUCUUCUCGCGCUUCCCUUGGAUCGCAUUUAAGGAACGAUGUCUCCGAUCCUCUUCUGUGUGUGAUGAUUGACGGGCAGAGUUUCGAAGUCUUUAUCGUAGUUGAAAUAGUUGCCGGAAAAUCGCCCCUUUGUGAACAUGAAGAUGGCCGGAUCUGAGGAAGACACAAUCAGGGUGUGUGAGGCAUACUGCGAAAAGCACGAGGUGCAGCGCCUUCUUAAAGAGUGCAUUGUUCAACUGUGCAUGCAAAAACCCAACAAUCCGGUGGCUUUCCUCAGGGAUUAUUUCACGAGACUCGAAAAAGAGACCGCAAUGAAGAGCAAGGGCUGCCUGACCACCUCGGGGUCAGGUGACCAGUCCGGGGAGGAAGCUUUGUCGCCGCUGCCGCAACCCCCGGCAAGAAGUCGCCGCGGUGCCGUUUCCGCCGAGACUUACAAUGAGGAAGACGCUGCGAACUACGUCAAAAAGAAUGUUCCAAAGGACGAGAAAACUCGAGCUGCGUUGUCUAAAGCAAUCGAGAAGAACGUUCUAUUCAGCCAUUUGGAUGAAUCUGAGAAGAAGGACAUAUUCGAUGCCAUGUUCCCGGUGGAGGCGAAGCCAAACGAGACCAUCAUCAAACAGGGUGACGACGGGGAUAACUUCUACAUUCUCGACUCCGGCACAGUUGACAUAUUCGUCAACGACCGACUGGUGACAUCCCUGGUCGACGUUGGAAGCUUUGGAGAACUGGCCCUUAUUUACGGCACGCCGCGUGCAGCCACUGUCAAGGCGAAAACAGACGUCAAGCUAUGGGCCAUCGAUCGAGACACCUACCGAAGGAUCCUCAUGGGCUCGACGAUUCGUAAACGGAAGAUGUACGAAGCAUUCCUUUCCAAAGUUUCUAUUUUGGAAUCACUCGAUCAGUGGGAGCGGCUCACCGUGGCCGACGCUCUCGAACCUGUCACCUUCCAAGACGGUGAUGUUAUUAUCGAGCAAGGCACUGCCGGUGACGAUUUUUUCAUCAUCGAAGAAGGUCAGGCCGAGGUUUUGCAGCGCAGAGGACCCUCGGAACCUCAAGAGAAAGUCUCGGAGCUCGGGCCGUCCAACUACUUCGGUGAAAUCGCUCUGCUCUACGACCGACCGCGAGCAGCUACUGUCAAGGCCCGUGGUCCCUUGAAAUGCGUCAAGUUGGACAGGUCUCGAUUCGAGCGCGUUCUGGGCCCUUGUGGGGACAUCCUCAAGAGGAAUAUGACCCACUACAACUCGCUGAUAUCGUUGUCCCUCUAGGAGAGCCACAGAUUCACAAACGGCAGACGGCAAACGUGAAGGAAAGCAUGCGACGGAAGGGGGAACAAAUCAGCUACCUAAUCUGAACGUCACGGCAAAAGUAACGGAGUGGAACAGUUUUUUUUCGGAAGGAGAACCAUAGCACAUCAGACCAAAUCCAAAGGGGGAACGUCGAAAAACAAGGAUAGAUACCAAGGAUCAUAAAGAGAACGUCGUAGGAAUACUGGAGUUCAAGAUCAACAUGCAAAAUCUGAGACGGUCUGUGAGUCAACAAAGCAACCAACCAAUCAACCAGCCUGCCCUUAUGCCACCCUGGUAGAAGCCAAACCUUUUACUGCGAUGCAGAUAUCACACACCAGGGCUCGACAGUACGCCAGCUGCCGAUCAUUCGAAGCUCACGUUCAACUCGCGCGAUGCAGGAGAGAGGGAACGACCCACAAUUAACUUUAAGGCAUUUUUACGAGACGUUCCGAUACAAGCGAAGCGUUUGCGUGUCGAUCGGUAGCUAGCGCGAAUCGACUCUGCACUUUGAGAGAGAUGUUCACUGUGACCAAAUUCCGGCGGCGUCAUCCACAAUUAUUGGUAAUCCGAAGCCUUUAUCCGAAAGAACGUCUCUCGUUUAAUAGAACUUAUCAUGCCGACGUAGCUAGCUGCAUAGUUGUCCUUGCAGAUGGCGACAUCUGUUUACUGCAAAACCCCAACGUACUCCGUGUCGUCUGCUCCUUUGAACCGAAUGCCGUCAAACGACUGUCGAGCAAUCGCUGUUCAGAAACGUGACCGCCGAGUACGGAAGACGGGGACAGAAAGCAGAUCGCGGUGAAAUGUUGGAGAAAAAACGCUCGUGCGCAAAACACAAUUAUCAAACAACCAAAAACCAGUGAAUAAUGAAACCUUACGAUAAUAAACGGAUUGCGCUGGAAGCAACUCGAAUGUUCGCAUCAGCUCCUCCUGAUUGCGGCAUCGGGUGUACGUACGCGGAGAUUCGGACGCCUCGGUCGAUUGAAGUCAAGUCAGGCAUAUGAUAUUCAUAAGGAUGACGUCACGCGAUUCCAUUCAUGAUGAUGAAGGUUGAUGAUUGACGAAUGAAGCUCGAAGGAUGCUGGGAUGUGCGCUGAACAGAUUCCGGCCGAUCAUGCCGUAUUUAUUUCUAGUGGUCUAGAUUGGUCCUCCGCUCGCUUUUUCUCUGGGAGCGAUCUAACGCGAAUUUCCAUCUGCUGAUCGGAGAUUACCGCUUGAUAUGAUGAUGGUGAGAGUGAUUGAGCCGAGCUGACAGCCUGUUCGUGAGUUGGUUCAUCGAUGACCGAUAUUUCCCCAAAACGAGUCAUAAGCCCCUUGCGCGAGAACAAGAGAACAUUAGUUGAGGAUAAGACGAACACACCCCCACACACACACAAACAAUUCUUAGAAUACACGUUCACUCAUCGUGACACACCGACCAUUUGGUGAGCUCUCUCAUUGCACAUGGAAAUAUCGGAUUUGAGUUGUUUUCAAAAUUCAAGCCACCAAUCCCCUCUCGUUCCUCCCAUGCAUCCCACAGCAGGGAUUUCUCAUCUCAUAAGUCAAGUUCCGGAGGUGAUCACGGAGAGCGGAAAAUUCACGUCGGGAUCGAAUGAAGCCCCUGUAGCGCGAAUCGAGUUCCGCGACUGGCGAGACGUGCGGUCGCGGCAUAUGCCAUCGUUCUCGGUCCCUUGCACGAUUGCUACCGGGAAUCCUUGUGGAGAAGUCUCAUUUCGAAACCCCGGUGAAAAGUCGUGUGUUCACCUGGACUCUCGCACCUCAUUGGUCCUCAGCGACACGAUUAGCGCAUCGAGCGCACUCGCGUCGGAAUUUCGGAUUCCGGUUUGCUGCUGGGACAUUCAUCGCGUACGUUUCGGUUUCCCCUUUUCGCUCCCCCGGAAUCACACUCGCGUAUUCUUUACGGCUGCGAAGCUCCUCGCGGCUCAGCGCCGAACCAGGUUAUGAUGAAUGGACGAAUAGUGUUCACGGUUUCUUGCAAACAGGUUCAGUUGUUGCUUCGAAUGAAGUGAGGAAGAGACCCCAAUGCUGAAGCAGGUGAAGUCGAACACAGCCGAAGCACCCUGAGUGACUGUCUCCAUCUGUCUGUAUAUACCUACCCAAUGAGAAGACACAAACAAACAGGAAAAAUUAGGAGAGGAUACAGAAAAUCGAAACAAAUCAAAUCGUCGAUAUGGAUUUAGUCAGGUUGAACUUUCCCUGAUUGAAGAUUGGCAGAAUGCGAAAUAAACCGAACCUGUUAAGCUAAAG